This is a messenger RNA of Sporisorium graminicola, 1365 nucleotides long. RefSeq lists its product as uncharacterized. Gene Ontology annotation, molecular function: 3-methyl-2-oxobutanoate hydroxymethyltransferase activity; magnesium ion binding. Gene Ontology annotation, biological process: pantothenate biosynthetic process. NCBI's taxonomy places the organism in Eukaryota, Fungi, Basidiomycota, Ustilaginomycetes, Ustilaginales, Ustilaginaceae. Bases 1 to 1365 code for a protein of 454 amino acids. The transcript has a single exon. The record is from RefSeq and is a predicted model, not a curated record. Gene Ontology annotation, cellular component: mitochondrion.
AUGGCGUCUACAGCCGGUGGCCUUGCACGGCUGCAGCUGCGUCAAUUUGUUCCCAAAGGCGGCAUUAUUUCGACUCCUUCGUGCUCCUACUCGACCACUGCUGCUGCUGCUGCUGCUUCCGUUGCGUCAUCGGCAUCUGGAGCAGCUUUUUCGGGCCAACGCGCCAUCGAGCGUCGCAAGGUUCGAUCCUCACCCAGGUCGGAAAUAGGCCGAAGAAAGUUUGGCUCUUCGGCAUGCAAAUCUAGCUCCUGGCCCGAAGGAGCCGUCGGACAGGCCGAAAGCGACGAUCUUCUCACCACUUCAAAGGGAAAAGGAAAAGCAGUGACUUCGAUCCCUUUGCCUCCUCGCAGCAAGACGAUCGCCGACAUUCAAGCACUCAAGCAUCGACCGGAAGGAAGCAUCCCCAUUGUCAGCUUGACUGCGUACGACUUCCCUACGGCGCUCUCCAUUCGAUCCGCCCACGUCGAUAUGUGCUUGAUUGGUGAUUCGCUCGCCAACGUCGCUCUGGGCUAUACGUCGACGCAGCCGCUUUCGCUCGACGCCAUGAUCCAUCACUGCCAAGCGGUCAAGCGAGGGCUGGACGCGCCGCUGUUCGCAAGUGCGAACCUGCUCGACGGUUUACAGCUGCCACCGCCGCCGCUCGUAAUUGCAGACAUGCCAUUCGGGGCUACAUUUGGCUCCGUCGACUCGGGCGUUGCGGCAGUGGUGAAGUUGAUCCAAGAAACGGGCAUCGACGGCAUCAAGAUCGAAGGCUCGUACGAAGUCAUCCCGCUCAUUCAGCGUCUCACGGACCACGGCAUCCCCGUCAUGGGCCAUUUGGGCCUGCAACCUCAGCGUGUCGGUGCGACGUCGGGCUACCGCGUGCAGGGUAAGACCGCCCAACAGGCCAAAGACAUGCUCGACGCCUCGCUGGCCCUCGAACGAGCAGGUUGCUUCAGUAUUGUGCUCGAAUGUAUCCCUUCACGUGUGGGGCAGUAUAUCAGCUCAAAACUGGCGAUCCCCACCAUCGGCAUUGGCGCAGGCAGCAAAACGGACGGGCAGAUCCUCGUCAUGAACGAUAUGAUCGGCGACCUGACUGGUGCUGGACACGUGUUGGCUGCUCUCACCGGGAACAGCGAGCAAAUGGUGGCAGGAGAAGCACUGUCGCCGCCAGCACCGAGCCCGUUAACCCCGCCCCCGCCCAAGUUUGUACGGAACUUUAGUUUGGCCAGUGGCACGUCGAUCGGCGCGCUCAGGAUUGCGGCCGUCCAGGCGUACGUUGAAGCUACGAGGCAGGGGGUUUUCCCAGACGAUGACAAGGAGGGGUACAAGAUCAAGGCAGAUGAAUGGAGGGCUUUUUUGCAGCUGGUUGGCGAGCAGGCUUAG